Molecule: messenger RNA, 501 nt
Organism: Vitis riparia (riverbank grape)
Lineage: Eukaryota; Viridiplantae; Streptophyta; Magnoliopsida; Vitales; Vitaceae
Product: stellacyanin-like
Exons: 2
Coding region: 1-501 (166 amino acids)
Cellular component (GO): plasma membrane
Molecular function (GO): electron transfer activity
Source: RefSeq, a predicted model, not a curated record
AUGGCUUCUAAACAUUUAGCUGCCCUUGCAAUCCUCGCAAUUCUUCUUCCUGCUUUGGCCAUGGCAACUGAGUUUACUGUUGGAGAUGAUCAAGGUUGGACCAUUAAUUUCGACUAUGAAGCCUGGGCCAAGGACAAAGUCUUUCAUGUUGGCGAUAAACUAGUCUUCAAAUACACGGCGGGAAGGCACAAUGUCUUCAAAAUUAACGGUACUGCCUUCACGAACUGCACUAUACCACCAGCAAAUGAGGCUCUUACCACUGGAAAUGAUGUGAUUACACUGGCCACCCCUGGAAGGAAGUGGUAUAUUUGUGGUGUGAACGACCAUUGUGCCAACUAUGGACAGAAGCUUGCCAUCACUGUGCUGGAAGCGUGGGUGUCUCCUGCAUCAGCCCCCUCCACCCCCGCAGCACCAGCACCCAGUUCUGCUUCUGGGAUCUCGGUGUCUGGGUAUCAGCUGCUGAUGGCAGCCAUGGUUGCUGUUGCUUUCCUAGUUGUUUGA